ACCCAAAACAGCAGCAGCAACGGAUAAACCCCUCUUCCCCCUCAUGAUAUUGAUAUGAGGCUCUCUUUUCUCUUCCAAUAGAUAACACAACCCAACUACUCAAAAACUUCAAUUUCAACUCUUAACACUCUCUCAAAAAACUCCCCUUCUCACUCUCCACACUCUCUCCUCCAAAACCACUCACCACCCACCAUGGCAAUCUCCUCUUCAGUAGCUUCCACAAAACUCACCUACACCUACUCCUAUUCCUCCCCCUCUUCCUCCCCUUCCUCUUCCAUUUCCCUCCCUUUCCUCCCUAAACCCAAAUCCCUCCUCUCCUCCUCUUUCCUCAACCCUUCCACAAUCCUCCACCUCACUCCCACCCCCACACCAGCCUCCCCCACCACGCGCCAUCGCUUCACCGUACGCGCCGCCAGAGGCAAGUUCGAGCGAAAGAAGCCCCACGUCAACAUCGGCACUAUCGGCCACGUCGACCACGGCAAGACCACCCUCACCGCCGCGCUCACCAUGGCUUUAGCUUCAAUGGGUAACAGCGCCCCCAAGAAAUACGACGAAAUCGACGCCGCCCCGGAGGAGAGAGCGCGUGGAAUCACCAUCAACACCGCCACCGUGGAGUACGAGACUGAGAACCGACACUACGCCCACGUGGACUGUCCCGGACACGCCGACUACGUCAAGAACAUGAUCACCGGUGCCGCACAAAUGGACGGAGCGAUUCUUGUCGUGUCGGGUGCUGACGGUCCUAUGCCACAAACGAAAGAACACAUCUUGUUGGCUAAACAAGUGGGUGUCCCAAACAUGGUCGUGUUUUUGAACAAGCAAGACCAGGUUGAUGACGAGGAGUUACUUCAACUUGUUGAACUAGAGGUGCGUGAGUUACUCUCUUCUUAUGAGUUUCCUGGUGAUGAUGUUCCUAUUACUUCUGGUUCUGCUUUGUUAGCUUUAGAGGCUUUGUUGGCUAAUCCUAGUAUCAAACGUGGUGAGAAUCAAUGGGUUGAUAAGAUUUAUGAACUUAUGGACUCUGUGGAUGAGUAUAUCCCAAUCCCACAAAGACAAACUGAAUUGCCCUUUUUGCUUGCUAUUGAGGAUGUGUUUUCGAUUACGGGUCGUGGUACAGUUGCCACGGGACGUGUUGAGAGGGGUACAAUUAAGGUUGGAGAUACUGUGGAUAUUGUGGGAUUGAGGGAUACUAGGAGUACUACUGUGACUGGGGUUGAGAUGUUUCAGAAGAUUUUGGAUGAUGCUAUGGCUGGUGAUAAUGUGGGGUUGUUGCUUAGAGGUAUUCAGAAGGCUGAUAUUCAGAGAGGGAUGGUUUUGGCUAAGCCGGGGACAAUUACGCCUCAUACUAAGUUUGAGGCUAUUGUGUAUGUGUUGAAGAAAGAAGAGGGUGGUAGGCACUCACCGUUUUUCGCAGGGUAUAGGCCACAGUUUUACAUGAGGACCACAGAUGUGACAGGGAGGGUGGCGACGAUUAUGAAUGAUAAGGAUGAGGAAUCGAAGAUGGUUAUGCCUGGGGACCGUGUGAAGAUGAUUGUGGAACUUAUUAUGCCUGUGGCUUGUGAGCAAGGAAUGAGGUUUGCUAUCAGAGAAGGAGGGAAGACUGUUGGAGCUGGUGUUAUUCAGAAAAUCAUUGAGUGAUACUAUAUGAUGAAGGAAGGUUUGGAAUGCGUGAUAGGGAAAUGAUGCUCUUCGCUUUUUGAGUGGUGGCAAAACGACAUCAUUGUUCUCAAAUUUAUGCAAUUAGCUUUGCCAUUUUACAAAACUUUGAUCUCUCCAAUGUCAUAUAUUUUUUUUAGGUUUGUAUUUCUUUUUCUUUGUGCUAAUGUCUAGCCUAGUCGGAUGAGAUAUUUUAAUGAUGAUUUAAUGUUAUUUUUGUUUA
Molecule: messenger RNA, 1879 nt
Organism: Quercus robur (English oak)
Lineage: Eukaryota; Viridiplantae; Streptophyta; Magnoliopsida; Fagales; Fagaceae
Product: elongation factor TuB, chloroplastic
Exons: 1
Coding region: 193-1638 (481 amino acids)
Biological process (GO): mitochondrial translational elongation
Cellular component (GO): mitochondrion
Molecular function (GO): GTP binding; translation elongation factor activity; GTPase activity
Source: RefSeq, a predicted model, not a curated record